Molecule: messenger RNA, 1829 nt
Organism: Zeugodacus cucurbitae (melon fly)
Lineage: Eukaryota; Metazoa; Arthropoda; Insecta; Diptera; Tephritidae
Product: aladin
Exons: 4
Coding region: 129-1532 (467 amino acids)
Biological process (GO): nucleocytoplasmic transport
Cellular component (GO): nuclear pore
Molecular function (GO): protein binding
Source: RefSeq, a predicted model, not a curated record
GUCAUUAAAUUCGCGCAAAUUACCGACAUGAAGAUUUUAACAAGCUGUCGCUUUUCAGUUUAACGAACAUAAUUUUGCAGCUAUAAAAUAAAUAAUUUAUAUAUAAUAAUAUACACACCUAAACAGUUAUGGUGUCACUGCAGGACGUCUCCACCUUCAUUGUGCCGGGACAACUGUGCGCGCUGCCGCAAAAUGAGGUGGACAGUUGCACCGUGUCGGAAUACUAUCCAGAAAUCAAUUUGAAUUGUGAAAUGUUUAGCACAUCAGUCAGUGGCCACUCAAACGAUACUUACCGCAAUGUUAUGAUACCGGUGAAUGAGGGUGUCAUCAAACGUAUAGUACGCACAUUUUUUGAAAGUGGUUUCAUGGAAGCACUUAAUGAGGCGCGCGACCAACAAACCGCCACUGUUAGUCCACUGAUAUGUGCAACAGCCAAGUAUACAUGUGAAAUGCUGGAUUUCGUGAAAAGACUGAAGACCAAAAUAUUUCCACAUAUGCGUGAGGUGAGCGUAAAUAAUGUGGCUGAAUACUCUGAAACGCGUGACUGGUUGCGUUCCUACAUACGUUGUAUCGUUUGGCAUCCGAAUUGUUUUAAAAUCGCAGUGGCGGGCUCUGAUGAUAUUGUGCGCAUAUAUACCGACGAACCAGCUAUGGUGCCAGUACUCAAAAGUGGUUCACAAAAGUGGAUAACUUCGAUGGCUUGGCGUCCAUUAACCGCUGCUGAACUUGCAGUUGGUUGCCAAAAGGGUGUGUGUCUAUGGACUAUGGAUACGAAUAUGCACAUAACACGUAGCGCCACACAAGCAGUAUUCUUAAAGCAUCCCGGUCACUGCCCGAUCACUUCACUGCAGUGGAGCCCCAGCGGUACGCUACUUGCUACAGCGUCUAUCAGUGAUACUGAUAUUCUAAUAUGGGACGUAGAUAAAUUACAAAAUACGCCUGUUAGACGUGUAGGUUCACCAUGUUCUCUACUAAAGUGGUCGCCAGAUGGUGCAUACCUCUUCUCUGCCACAGUUGGUAGUGUUUUUCGCGUUUGGUCCGCUGAUAAGAAAUGGACGCCGGAACGUUGGACCAUCAAAUGUGGUGUGGUGCAAUCUGCAUGUUGGUCGCCAUGUGGCAACUUUUUGCUCUUUGUUACAACCGGCGACAGCAUACUCUAUCGCUUGCACUUCCAGGACGAAACGGUUUUCGCAUCCGGUACAUCCACUAAAGAAGCUUUAAAAAUUGCCGACUUAACCAAAUUCAAUGCUGGUCGUCGUGAAGUUGGCGGCAAGCCACAAGCUUUGGCCUGGGACGCCGACGGUCGUUACCUGGCGGUCAUAUUCAAAGAUACGCCGUGCAUAGCGCUCUUCAACACGUGUUUAAAGAAAUUCGAUAUGACAAUCUCGCCACUUUGCUUCCUCACUGGCUUGUCCACUGAGUAUCCUUCAUACAUCUGCUUCCAAAGCAAAAAUCGACGCAACACAGAGACUGUUUUGACCAUUGGCUGGUCUAGUGGGCGCAUUGAAUAUUUUCCAUUUGGCAAUAUGUGAUAAAAACUAGUGAAGUGAAUAAAUGAAAGAAGUGUUUUGUUUUGUUGCUUUGGUACAUAAAUAUUAAAAUGGUUUCUGUAUUUAUUAUAUGAGGUAAAUUGCUACAUAAUUUUUUUAUAAACAAAUAAACUGCCAAUUAAUACUUUAAAGUGUUUUUGUGUUUAUAUAUUUAGUAAAUUUAACUGUGUAAACAAUGUUUACGUAAAACUUAACAUAAUUUUUAACGUGACGUUUUAGAAAACAACAAAUUGACAGAAAACAAAUUCAAUAUUUACAUUUACGUAGUUUAAGCUCGGG